UACUUAUGGUAUCUACCUCCCCCUGUGGGUUACUUAUGGUAUCUAUCUCCCCCACAGGGGGAGAUUACUUACUUAAAACAAAUCCAAAUUUAAUAAACUCCCCAUAUCUAUUGUGUGAAAUACCACAGUGUACCAUCACAGCAGCAAGAUGUGUGACCUGUUGCCACAAGAAAAGGGCAACCAGUGAAGAACAAACACCAUUGUAAAUACAACAAUUUAUUUUUCCUUUUGUACUUUAACUGUAUAUAGUCAUAAUAUGCCGUUUGAAAUGUCUCUAUUCCUUUGGAACUCUUGUUUGUGAAAUGUUUACUGUUAAUUUGUAUUGUUUAUAAUCUAUUUUACUUGCUUUGGCAAUGUGAAAUAUGUUUCCCAUGCCAAUAAAGACCGUUGAAUUUAAUUGUAGUUUUUAUGCCCUGACAUCAAAUCAAAUCAAAUCAAAUUUAUUUUUAUAUAGCCCUUCGUACAUCAGCUGAUAUUCUCAAAGUGCUGUACAGAAACCCAGCCUAAAACCCCAAACAGCAAGCAAUGCAUGUGAAAGAAGCACGGUGGCUAGGAAAAACUCCCUAGGAAAAACUCCCUAGAAAGGCCAAAACCUAGGAAGAAACCUAGGAACUGGCGCCGAAAAGUUUGUUUAAACAAUUCAGAGACUGAAACGAAUACGUCAGAUGACUUACAUUAAAGGGCAACAUAUCGAUAUACAAUGUUUUAGUAAACCACAGUUUCUAAACUCAGAGGCGCAACAUUGCCAGACUUCCGGGAACGCUUGCGAAGCAGACCAGGCCGGGGUUUAAGAAGUCAAAGAGAAAAGUGAACAUUUCUUCCUUAGUUGUUAAUUUUAAAAAGAUCUAAAGGCACAAUCUAGAUUCGAACCAAUGUAUUAGGUAGUUGAACAUGUUAUUACUCCAACCUUUGCGAAAGUUUUUUUCACGUUCGUAAAAAUAAAAAAUAUAAAAACUUUAUACUGAAGGAAUGUCUUUGAAUUGAUGGCCUUUCCAUGCGCAAUUCAGCGCAUAACGUCCAUUAGACGUGUUUCUGCGCAUGAUCUUAGCUUGUCGACGUCGCCAUGACAUCACCUACAACCGUGAUCGAGGAUUUCAACCAGAGAAGCAGUUUCUGGUUGUCUUCAUACUGUACUGUCCCUGAGUGAACCUUGAAUACAGAAUGGUGAAUUCUCUUCCGCAACACGGUAGACUUCUCCUCACCACCACCACUCUUGCCGCGUUCACACUAUAUAUAUAUUUUUUAUUUUAUUUUAUUUUUUAUUAAACAGUAACAUGCAAAACACACAAAAAAACAGAACAGCCAGAGGGAUUUCACAAAGAAAUAAGGAAGAGAAAAAAACACAAAUCCACAAUCUAUCAAUUGAAAUCCAGACAUGUAGCUAAUACAUUUUUUGAAACAUUUUGAUUGGUAUAUAUUUUAAUAAUUCUAAAUAGUUUUCCAAAUCAGAUUUUAAAAAAUUAAGGGUCUUUUUCUUCAUACAUUUUUAUUUGUAUGAAAAUGUUUCCUAAAAUAAAGAGAUUUAUGACAUACUCCCGUUCAGUUGCGGAAUCAGUGUAGUAAAAUAAUAUGUCAAACUUAGAUAUUUCAAUGGUUGUAUGCAUUUUGUUGCCAAGAUAUAGUUUGACAUCAGUCCAGAACACUUCACUAUGUGAAAAAUGACAGAAUAAGUGUUCUACACCUGCAUUGUUUGGGGUUUUAGGCUGGGUUUCUGUACAGCUGAUGUAAGAAGGGCUAUAUAAAUACAUUUGAUUUGAAUAGAUUCAGUUUCUAGUUCACAAAAACUGCAUUCACUGGUACCAUCAGGUAUAUAUUUAGGAAUCAAGCUAUUACACGGAUAGAAUCUAUGGAGCAUCUUCAAGCAGAUCUCCUUUACUUUAUUGGCCACCAUGAAUUUGUGUGAAGUGAGCCAAGCAUGGCGCCAAGUUUACAUCAAACGAUGAAGCCCAACAAAAUAUUGCAGAGGGAAUAGCCUUCCUGUAGAAAAUAUCCCUUUAUAAACGAUUGUUGAAUUUCUUAUCUAAUAAACCUAUGCCAUUCACCUGGAUAUUGCUUACAAUAGGAGAUAUUCCAAAAUAUUCAUUAUUCUGAAAUAAUGAUUUUAUUCCACUAGGUACAGCUUUUAUUACAGUGUCAUAUUCCUUGCUUGAAAACAUCAAAGUUGUAUCUUUCCAUAAAUUGUCUCUGCGUAAAUAGAUUCUCACUAAUACGAACUAAUUAGCUGACAAGGACAAUGUUUUUUCGAUAACCAGUUACGGUAAAAUAACAUCUUGUUUCUAUGUAAUAUCGACCCAUUAUUCCAUAUAAAACAUUUAUGAGGUGAAAAGUUAUUCCGAGUGGCCUACUAAAUUUGUCGUCGUUAUUUAGGAGUGUGAUUGGACGCCAAUUAUACAUAUUUAAGAGAAACUUCUACAUGUACCGCGUUCGCCAGUUAGCAAAUCAGAAAUGUCCGAGUCUCAUGGUUUCCGACUAUGACCUGAACGCAGCAUAAGAACCCUUCAAAACGAGGGGCGUGCCUCGGUUGUCGCUGCGCAACCAACCAGGAAGCUACAGUGGAUAAGAAAAAAAAAUGUAAACAAGAACUAGUGUUUGUAUCAAAUAUAUUUAUAAUUAGCUUUUUGUUCUGUCUUUGUUUUGUAUUGUAUGACAGCCGACACAGACACGCCUGUCUAUUGUACCAUUAGCUACCAGUGUAUAAAUCUCCUAUCCACACAGCGAUGUCUCGGAAAGAAAGAGAAUGAAGAAUAUUAUGUUUUUUUCUCUCGGUGACAGAACCACGCACACACGAGAAGAGAGACACUGAAUAUAAAGUCACCGCAAGGGUCGGUUUAUCAAUUUGUCUUAUUGGUAUCUUAGUAGCCGCUAGCAAGCUAGUUAACGUUUGUCAUUUCAAUGCAUUGUUUUGACUGUCUUGUUAUAACUAGCUAGUAGAGACUUUGUCAGGAUAGUCAUGUGUAAUUGAGGGCUAUUUGGUUGUUAUUCUAAGAACAUCUGCGCUUUCAAUGACAGAUUGACCAGGUGAAUCCAGGUGAAAGCUAUAGGCUCUUAUUGAUGUCACUUGUUAAUAAAUCAUAUUCAAUCAGUGUCGAUGGAGGAGACGGGUUAAAGAAUAAUUUGUAAACCUUGAGACAUGGAUUGUGUAUGUGUGCCCAGUGGUGGAAAAAGUACUCAAUUUUCAUACUUGAGUAAAAGUAAAGAUACCUUAAUAGAAAAUGACUCAAGUGAAAGUCAACCAGUAAAAUAUGACUUGAGUAAAAUUAUUUGGUUUUAAAUAUACUUAAGUAUCAAAAGUAAAUGUAAUUGCUAAAAUGUAUAAAUCAUUUCAAAUUCCUUAUUAAGCAAACUAGACAGCACAACUGUUUAUGUUGUUGUUGUUGUUGAUGGAUAGCCAGGGGCACACUCCAGCAUGUGUAAAUGUAUGGAGUAAAAAGUACAUUCUUUUCUUUAGGACUGUAGUAAAGUAAAAGUUGGCAGAAAUAUAAAUAAAGUACAGAUACUCGCCCAAAAAUAAUUAAGUAGUACUAUAAAGUAUUUUUAUUUAAGUACUUUACACCACUGUGUGCUAUAAAGAAGGUGAAUGGGCAAGGCAAAAUAUUUAAGUGCCUUUGAACGGGGUUUGGUAGUAGGUGCCAGGUGCACCAGUUUGUUUCAAGAACUGCAACUCUGCUGGGUUUUUCACUCAACCGUUUCACGUGUGUAUCAAGAAUGGUCCUCCCCCCCAAAGGACAUCCAGACAACUUGACCCAAGUGUGGGAAGCGUUGGUGUCAACAUGGCCCAGCAUCCCCGUGGAACUCUUUUGAUACCUUGUAGUCCAUGCCCCAACAAAUCAAGGCUGUUCUGAGGGCAAAAGUGAUGCAGCUCUAUAUUAGGAAAGUGUUCCUUAUGUUUGGUAUACUCUGUGUAUACCACUGUGUAUACCAGUAGAUGCUCCUCAGAGAAUGUGGAGGACAAUCCUCCUCAGUGAAUUUCAUAAAAAUGGUAAAACAUUUAAUGUUAUCCAUUUUAGAUCAAAAUUAAAUAAAGUUAGAUAAAGCACUCUGUAGGGUAGCACCAUGGUGUAGCCGGAGGACAGCUAGCUUCCAUCCUCCUCUAGGUACAUUUACUUCAAUAGAAAACCCUAACCCUAACCCAUGGUUCUCACCCCCUUCCAUAGACUUACACAGUAAUUAGGACAACUUCCAGAGGACGUCCUCCAACCUAUUAGGGCUCUUGCAGCAUGAACUGAUAUGUUGUCCACCCAAAGGAUCAGAGAAUGACUCUAGUACUGAAAGCAUAAGCUAGAAAGACAAUAGUUAAACAGUUUUGUACAAAUUUAAUUUCUUCCAAAAUGAAGUUUUACUUUAUUAGCUAGCAAAUGCAGCUAGCUAGUUUAGCCUACUGAAACACCCUGCUCAAACCGAGGGAUGCUAUGUUAGCUAGCUGGCUAUGACUAUCCAACACAACGCUGGAACUCUUCCAAGUCAAGGGCUUUUGGUUUUACUCAAUUGUUGCCACUGGGGACUGCUGGUGUAAGUGCUAAACUGCUUACUGACUAUGCUGUAAUGUUACCGCAUGAUUGUAGCAGGUUUAGCUAUGUUGACUAUGACUUUAGCUAAUAUGGAGACAACGAUGUAGGCUGUGUGUAGCAGUUAUGAUGUGGUUUGGCUUGGAAAUAUUUUUUUUCUCCUGGUCACAUCCAGCUGAUGUGCUGUAAAUUGAAGUCCACAAGUGAAGGGAAAAGGUUAGAGGAGGAGAGCGCAUAGAUGCGAGAAGGAAUACAAUGUGGCUGCUAUGAAAGGGAACUGUGAAGGGUCUCCCGAGUGGCGUAGGGGUCUAAGGCCCUGCAUCACAGUGCUAGCUGUGCCACUAGAGAUCCUGGUUGGGGCCGAUGGGGCAGCGCACAAUUGGCCCAGCGUCGUCCGGGUUAGGGAAGGGGAAGGGUUUGGCCGGCGGGGACGUCCUUCUCCCAUCGAGCUCUAGCGACUCCUGUGGUGGGCCGGGUGCAGUGCACGCUGACACGGUCGCCAGGUGUACGGUGUUUCCUUCGACACAUUGGUGCGGCUGGCUUCUUGGUUAAGUGGGCAUUGUGUCAAAAAGCAGUGCGGCUUGGUUGGGUCGUGUUUCGGAGGACGCACGGCUCUCGACCUUCGCCUCUCCCGAAUCCGUACGGGAGUUGCAGCGAUGAGACAAGACCGUAACUAUCAAUUGGAUACCAUGAAAUUGGGGAGAAAAAAAAAUAAGUUAUGUGUGAUCAAGCUGCCAAUUUUGUUGAAAAUUUCAAGCACAGCUGUUAGCUAGCUAAUCAAUUUCAAAGGGGCAUUGUUGGGAACUCGUGAUUCGUUGCAUGACUUGAGCCUCAACCCCAGUGACUACACCCUUCUUGGGUAACUAGACCCCCCCGCCACACACACACACGCACUCCCCUAGCCCCCCACCCUACUCCUCCCCCUUACCUUCUAGCUGCUGAUAAUACUGUGCUUCCAACCCUCCUGUCCUUUGUACACAUGGACUUCAAACCAUUGAUCUCUUCUAUGUAAAUACAAUGCACAGAUCAAUGAACUUAUCACCCUGUCCUUACCUACCUUCUCUCCCUCCUUCUCUCCCUGUCUUCUCUUGAGAGCCAGGUCUGCCUACGGUGGCCUUUCUCAAUAGCAAGGCUAUGCUCACUGAGUCUGUAUAUAGUCAACGCUUUCCUUAAUUUUGUGUCAGUCACAGUGGUCAGGUAUUCUGCCACUGUGUACUCUCUGUUUAGGGACAAAUAGCAUUCUAGUUUUUUGGGGUUGAUUCUUUUCAGUGUGUCAAAUAGUUAUCUUUUUGUUUUCUCAUAAUUUGGUUGGGUCUAAUCGUGUUGCUGUCCUGGGGCUCUGUGGGGUCUGUUUGUGUUUGUGUUUGGUAACAGAGCUCCAGGACCAGCUUGCUUAAGAGACUCUUCUCCAGGUUCAUUUCUCUGUAGGUGAUGGCUUUGUUAUGAAAGGUUUGGGAAUCGCUUCCUUUUAGGUGGUUGUAGAAUUUAACGGCUCUUUUCUGGAUGUUAAUAACUAGUGUGUAUAGUCCCUCCCCCUCUCAUCCCCCUCCCCCAGCGCAAAGGCUCAGACUGUGAACUAGCGGAGGAGGAGGGGACUGUGGCUCCUAUUCAACCCCAGGACCUGGGCCUCUCCCUGGGCACAGAUCUAGGCGAGCCUGAGGUUGGUGGCUGAGGCCUAUAGUGAGAUGGGUGGGAGUCCUACUCCGGUGGAAGAGACUGAGCUACCAGAUGAGCUAGAAAACCGAGUUCCCUCUCAGUUCCACCCCGGGUCCUGGGAACGGACCAAUCACAGUCUCAGGAGGAGUUUGAUUUGCUAUUUGACUCUGUGGUUGGGGAGGAGCCUACGGGAGAAGUUCCGCCCCCUGCUCUCGCCGAUAAUGACCUUGCCAUCUUCGACCCCUGUACUAAAGGUCAGAGGUCAAGCACACACACGUACAGAGACUACUACUACUGCUGCUUCUCCCAAUCCGAGUGGCUCAGCGGUCUAAGGCACUGCAUCUCGGUGCUAGAGGAGUCACUACAGACACCCUGGUUCGAAUCCAGGCUGUAUCACAACCGGCCGUGAUUGGGAGUCCCAUAGGGCAGCACACAAUUGGGCCCAGCGUUGUCCAGGUUUGGCCGGGACCAACCUCACACGACCACUCAGAACUCCUGUCGCGGCCCCUGACCAAUCCGGACGGCGACGAGGCAGGCAGGCAGCCAAUGAGCUCACAGCUGCAAUGGAGAGGGAGAGUACGGUACAGCCAUACUGAAAUACAAGACAGCUGUGGAUUUACUCAUCACUGGAGUUAAAGAAACAGUCAUCGACGAGGAGAAGAGAAGACUCCAUGGAUUCCCCUUCUGAUCUGUUUGGUCGUCAGUCCUCCCUGAUUUCUCCCUUUGACCCGUAUCCUAACCCCUCCACCGCCCUUGACCUCCCCAGACACAUCACACCCUCUGGAGGGGGCACGGUGCACCCUACCCUGGAGCCAACCCCUCCCCAACCCCACUACCCCCUCAUCCACCACCUGCUGCAGCCUGGUGGAGCCCCCAUGAGGUCCAAGGGGCAAUUACACCUAGACAGAUAUAACAGGGAAGAGGAAGGGAUGGAGGGGGAGAAGGAGGAAGGGAUGGGUGGACGGUUGGUAGGGGUGGGGGGGAAGAGGCUGAGUGGGGCCGCCCUAGUGGCGGACUGGAGUUAUGACAUAAUGAGAGUGAAACGAUUGAGACUGGAGAGUCUAGUUUUCGGAGAUGGAGAGAUAGGCUUAGAGGAAGAAGAGGAGGAGGAGAAAGGGAGGAGGAGUGCAGAGAGGGGGAACAGGGAGAAAGGGCGGGAGGGGAGGAGGAAAAGGGAGAAAGAGGAGCUGAAAGAACAGUUGGAAGAGGCGAGAGGAAGACUGAAGGACUUGCAGGAGAAAGUAUGGAAAGCAUUCGGAGAGAGAUCCGCUCAGGAGGAGGAGAAGAGGUGGAGCGGGGGAGAGCAGGAGGAGGAUGGCGAUGGAGAGAUGAACAAAGAGGAGGAGGAGACGGCAAAAGGGAUCACUGAAGAAGAAGUAGGAGAAAUAGACGAUCUCUCUCUUCCCUUCAUCCCCUCUUCUCCCCAUUUCCAAGGCAUCGCUAAACAAGACCGAAAAGCGGAGGAUCACGAGAAAAGGAGUGAAGAACAGAGGAACGUGAACGGAGGAGGUGGGGUGUUUUUGGAGGGGGUUUUGAAGAGGGCGGCAGUGUGGAUGGGGUGUGGGGUGGUGAGGGGGGAGUGGGAGCGUUUUGGAGGGGAGCAGAAGUUUGCCCAAGCUUUGAAACAGGAACUGGGAAGCGCUGUAGCUCGAGUCAUCGAUAGGGUCCUCCGUCUAUACACCCAAAACGACCCUCUACCUCGAUCCAUUCAUCCAUCACCCGGAGAGGGAAGGAACGUGGGAGGAGGCGGAGGAGGAGUGUGGGCAGCCCUGAGAGAGAGGGAGGAGAGGAAGGAGAGAGGACGCGGGGGAGGUUCAGCAACACACGACCAACCUCCCCACUCAAACGGAGGUCCGCCCCCACACCCCCACCAGGAACAAUCUGAAGCGUUGCCGUUGAUUACCCGUCGCCCCGACAACCGCCGAAACAAUCUUCUACCCCCCAAUAACCCAACUAAAAACACUCUUCUCCCUCCUCACCCCUUCCCCCCUCUCUGUCAGCCUCACCCCGCCUUCCUCCCCCCCUCCUCUCGUCAUAAGGACUCCUCCCCCUUCCUCCCGCCCUCCUCCUGCCUGCUCCCCAUCCCCCUCCUCCACUACACCAUGCAACAGCUCUUUACUCGUUCUCUCUCUCACCUUCACCCUCUCCACAAAGGGGGCAUUAUGAACUCUGAUGUUUACAUGGAGGGGAACCCUUUCCCCCACCACCUCACCUCCUCCUCCUCUUCCUCUCAUCCCUCCUUCCCUCCCCUCGCUGUGAUGGAGGGAUUGGAUCGGCUGGAUGGAGGGCUGCAACAUCAUCAUGAGAGGGAUGGAGGGAUGAGAGGAGGAAGGGACGGAGGGAUGGAUUCUGGGAUAUAUCUCGGUCUGGGUUCAUCUCAGGAGGGUUUGUCUCCCUGUCAUCUGAAGAAAGCCAAACUGAUGUUCUUCUACGCUAGAUACCCCAGCUCUAACACGCUCAAGACUUAUUUCCCUGAUGUCAAGUUCAACCGCUGCGUGACCUCCCAGCUCAUCAAGUGGUUCAGUAACUUCCGUGAGUUCUUCUACAUCCAGAUGGAGCGCUUCGCCAGGCAGGCUGCCCGCGACGGUGCACUCUGCCUGGGGAGAGAUAGCAGAGAGACCCCCCUACGCCUGGGCCGGGACACUGAGCUCUAUCGCAUACUGAACAUGCAUUAUAACAAGAGCAACGACUACCAAGUUCCUGACAGGUUUGUGGAGAUAGCAGAGUUAGCACUGAGAGAGUUCUACACGGCGAUACAGACUGGGAGAGAUAGUGACCCCUGCUGGAAGAAAUACAUUUACAAGAUUAUCUGUAAACUAGAUAGCCCUGUUCCGGAUAGUUUUAGGCUGCCUGGCUGUCCAAUGGGCUGAGGAGAGGACACGCACACAAACCUGCAAGGGGAACACACACACACACACACACACACACACACACACACACACACACACACACACACACACACACACAAGGGACAUAUACACACACACACACACACACGGAACACACACACACAAACCACAAGGGACACACACGGAACACACACACACACAAACCGCAAGGGGGACACACACAAAUUCAUUGAACAGUCCUGUACCAGAUGCCUGGGUGCCCUAUGGGCUGAAGUGUGAGGACACACACACUGCACGGGAAGCACAUUGUAUGGGACAUCCAUGCUCACACACACACACACACACACACACACACACACACACACACACACACACACACACAAACACUGCAACGGAUGCAGGAACACACACAAUGAGCUGACGAAUUAAAUGUAAAAUAUGUCACUAGUAUAAAUUCAUACAUUGAAGUAAUUGUUAACGUGUUCUAUUGGAAAGGUAUACAACACAUGCUAUACUAUUACUAACUACUGCACAAUGUGUUCUGCCAUGAAUCUCUCUGGUUGUUGGUCGCUAUAGUUCGCUGGCUCUUAUUGGCUGUGUUACUCAAUACCACAUCUGGGUUCAAAUAGUAUUUAGUGUUUGUUUUUUGCUCGCCUGGAGUGCCAGACUGUUAUAUUAGUGCCAUUGCAACUGGUAAACUCAAUCAAGCACAGAGGGUAUUUGUAAUGAUUUCAAAUAGCAUGUGAGGCCAUAGAGAUGGAAAGAGGUCUCCUCUUUUGUAAUGAUUUCAAAUAGCAUGUGAGGCCAUAGAGAUGGAAAGAGGUCUCCUCUUUUGUAAUGAUUUCAAAUAGCAUGUGAGGCCAUAGAGAUGGAAAGAGGUCUCCUCUUUUGUAAUGAUUUCAAAUAGCAUGUGAGGCCAUAGAGAUGGAAAGAGGUCUCCUCUUUUGUAAUGAUUUCAAAUAGCAUGUGAGACCAUAGAGAUGGAAAGAGGUCUCAUCUUUUGUAAUGAUUUCAAAUAGCAUGUGAGGCCAUAGAGAUGGAACGAGGUCUCCUCUUUGUAUCUGUGCCAUUAUGGUGUCUGUGACAGAACGGGAAGCGCCAUUGACGCUAUCUCCAUUUUUAUGCUAAUAUUUGUGAUUUACCUCUACCUGCAGUACUGCAGUCCUGAACCAAACCAUGGCACCCAAUUUGAAAAAGAAGACAAUGGUCUGAUCAUUGGCUGAUUGCUCCCAACCCAUUAGAAUCCCCACCAAGUUGACUACUUUAAAAUGGUGGAAACCCUCACUGGCAAUGUCCAUGCUAAAACAGGUUAUAUCCAAGUUUAUUCCUCUGACUAUCUCUGUUUGAACCCAGAUCUGCUCUAUCCAAUCCAAAACCAUAAAGAUCUCUGGAAAUGGCUCUAUGGUCAAAUUCUUCUAUACAUUCAUUCAUAAUAUUGAAUAUUAUUUUUGUUUACUUGUUUACUAUACUGUUGUUUAGUUGUUGUUAAGAGUAAGAUACAUAAACACACGUAUGUGUAUGUGUAUAUGUAUGUAUGUGUGUAUGUGUGUGUAUAUAUGUGUAUAUGUAUAUAUGUAUGUGUGUAUGUAUAUGUGUGUGUAUAUAUGUGUGUGUGUGUGUGUGUGUGUGUGUGUGUGUGUGUGUGUGUGUGUGUGUGUGUGUGUGUAUGUAUGUGUGUAUAUAUACACACAGCAUUUUAACAUAUAAAUAGAAAUACUAGAAUUGAGAAUAGUAAUUAUAUAAAUUAUAUUUCUAUGGUUUAUUAUGAUUUGUUUAUACAGUAUAUUACAAGAUCUGUGCCUCAGCUUUUUUUGAUGAUUUUUGAUGCUAUUACACACACACACACACACACACACACACACACACACACAGGCACACACUUUUGAUGUUAUGACAUAAUUAUUGUAAUAAAUGAAGGAAGGGUUGAAUAAUGGGGGAAACAGAGUGAUGAAAAGGGGGAAAAUAAAAGGAU
This is a messenger RNA of Salmo salar (Atlantic salmon), 10982 nucleotides long. The record is from RefSeq and is a predicted model, not a curated record. NCBI's taxonomy places the organism in Eukaryota, Metazoa, Chordata, Actinopteri, Salmoniformes, Salmonidae.